GGUUUUGAUCAAUCAUUACAGGCCUUAAACACUGUUGAGUGUUAUAAUCCCAGUAUUGAUAUGUGGACACCAAUCGCAAACAUGUGUGAACAUCGCAGUUUUGCCGGUGUAGGAGUUUUUAACGGUGAACUGUAUGUUGUAAGCGGUCGUAAUAGAUCAAACCUUUUGAGUAGUGUUGAAAAAUACAGACCAAGUACAGGUGUUUGGAAAACUAUUGCAGACAUACUUUUGCCUCAAAAGUAUGCAGAUGUAGUCGCAUUAAAUGGUUUAUUGUAUGUCAUCGGUGGAAUGAACGAAACUUCUAUUUUGAAUUCUGCAGAAUAUUACAACCCAAACACCAAUACCUGGGCUAUGGUCACAUCAAAAAUGAAUUUGAUGCGCUAUUCCCCUGGAGUAGUCGCCAUUAAUAGGCCAAAGCAUUUUACAACUGGUUAG
Messenger RNA from Metopolophium dirhodum (rose-grain aphid), 435 nucleotides. Its product is annotated as kelch-like protein 2. The transcript has 2 exons. The record is from RefSeq and is a predicted model, not a curated record. Lineage: Eukaryota; Metazoa; Arthropoda; Insecta; Hemiptera; Aphididae. Gene Ontology annotation, molecular function: protein binding. The coding region runs from base 61 to 435 and encodes 124 amino acids.